Morchella sextelata is the source of this 2418-nucleotide messenger RNA. RefSeq lists its product as uncharacterized. NCBI's taxonomy places the organism in Eukaryota, Fungi, Ascomycota, Pezizomycetes, Pezizales, Morchellaceae. Gene Ontology annotation, molecular function: chromatin DNA binding; transcription coregulator activity; histone H3K9 demethylase activity. Gene Ontology annotation, biological process: regulation of transcription by RNA polymerase II. Gene Ontology annotation, cellular component: histone deacetylase complex; chromatin. The transcript has a single exon. The record is from RefSeq and is a predicted model, not a curated record. The coding region runs from base 1 to 2418 and encodes 805 amino acids.
AUGCCUCCCAGAAAGCGCAAAGCUACUCCAGUCGAUUCCGACUAUGAGUCUCCUCCAAAAAACAAGGCUAGCCGAGGAACUACCUCCUCACAAGCGAAGAGGCGCCCCCCAGCACAAAGUAUCAAGGAGAUAUCGACUUAUGUCGCUAAGACUAUGACCCCGGAGUACACGAUAGUUCAAUUGAAGUCUUGCCAGAAUGUUCAAGACUAUGACAUUGCCGAACGCUGUGUCACCUGUAUCGAGAAGCAGAGUGACUUGGGGACCUGUCGCUUCGUCAACUUGAGAGCGUUUAAAACAGAUGCUCAGGGCCGAGUUGAUACUACGGAUUAUGCCUUUGGUUUCGUGGAGGUAGUGUCAAAGCCAAAGCCGGUCAAAGUAAAAGCCGCGCCUAAAAGGAAGAAGAAGGUCAUGAAGCCCGAAAUCAUCACUACCAGGAGAACUACAAGAUUAAGUGCUGCUGGAGAUAGCACAGCCCGGGUCGCAUCAGACAUGAGCGAAGCUGAGAAUGCUCAAAUCAAUCCUGAUUCAGCAGAGCAGCAAGCAGAUGCAGGCGAUACCUUGGCGGCUGCUUCCGAUAAUAUGGACGAUAAGACUGACGAUAAGACCGACGAUAAGACCGACGAUAAGACCGACGAUUCUCCAAUCGUUAGGCACACCCUAACCUCGGAUCAAAUGAAAAAAGAGGCCGAUUAUGUUCUUCCCUUGAUCGCGCCUGUGUUUGCUGAACAUCUCCGCCGUGAGAAGCAUCAUGAACUUACUCACCUUGGGCUGCCGACAGAAGGAAAGCCAUUGCCCGGCGGUGCGCGGCCCUUGUUCCGCGUUCCAUCUUCUCCAAACACCCGAAGUCUCUGUGACGCGUGCUCAACAAGUAUUUAUAUGGGUAGCUACCUAUGCGGCUGCUGCGGGAAAGAGAUGUGCCUUGGGUGCUGGGAAGAAUGGGUGCCGUCUGAUAUCGCCCAAGGUUCUCGUAUCCGUCGCAUCGACACUUGUUCUCGCCGCCGUCGUCAUAUUCGGGAUAGUAUGCUUUUCAUGACUCGCGCAGCAGAUGGCGAGAUUGUAGAACUCCUCGAGAGAGUUGAAGCUCGUGUUCCAUCUGAGGAGACGCAAAAGCAGGAGCAGGAUAGUGCGGAUACUGAAACAGAUUCUAUCCCUACCGCUCUGUCUACCUGGCCUAAUGACAAGCUUAAAUAUCUUGCUACCCCAAAGACACAACACAAAGAUAUCACGCUACAACAAUUCAGGUCAUUGUGGCGCCGCGGUGGUAUUCCCCUCGUCUUGACUGGCUUUCUUGACCGCUUCAAGCUCCCCUGGGAUCCCAAAUACUUCACCCGCCGCUAUGGAUCUGUGCCUUGCAAUAUCCACGACUGUGAAUACAACCAGACCAAGGAAACCAACGUCGAGAAGUUUUUCAAGGGCUUUACCAGCUCUGACAUCACACAUUCAUAUAAAUUGAAAGACUGGCCUCCUUCCGCAAACUUCUCCGAAACCUUCCCAGAGCUCUUCAAAGACUUUGAAAACGCCAUCCCAUUCCCCUCCUACAUCUCCCGCACCGGCAGCCUCAACCUCGCAGCCCACUUCCCGCCACAAUACAUUGCGCCCGACCUAGGCCCCAAAAUGUACAAUGCCUUCCCUGCACCCGACUUCCUCCCCAAACCCACCGGCGAAGCCAAACUGAAGCACCGUCCCGUCAAGGGCACCACCAACCUGCACCUCGACCUCACCGACGCCGUCAACAUCAUGCUCUUCUCCGCCGGCGGCGAGAAAGCGCCCCCCGCCGCAACCACGCCCAAGGACAUCCCCUUCUGCGGCGCAAUCUGGGACAUCUUCCCGCCCUCGGCCUCCACCCACCUCCGCGAGUACCUCAACAGCGAAGCCUACCUCGAGGCCCAUGCCCACGAGGGCGCAAUGGAGCUGGACGAUCCGAUCCAUAGGCAGAUGUACUACCUCACCGAGGACGACAUGAUCAAGCUCUACGAGGCCAACGGCGUCAUGGCGCACCGCAUCUACCAGGAGCCUGGCGAGGCCGUCUUUAUCCCCGCUGGCUGCGCGCACCAGGUCCGGAACCGGAGGAGCUGUGUUAAGGUUGCGGUCGACUUCCUGACGCCCGAGAACGUAAAGGUGUGCAAGGGCCUCGUUGCGGAGGCCAGAGUCAUGGGGAAUCCGUUCCUGGGUAGGGCUGCGGGAGGAGGGAAGGAGGAUGUGUUGCAGUUGUGGUCGUGCUUGGGGUUUGCGUGGGAUGCGUUUGAUGGGCCGAGGAAGGCAGUUGGCAAAGACGGGGGUGCUGCGAAGAAGGAGGAGGAAGAGGAGGGGGAAGGGUCAGGAACCAAGGCGGAGGAUAAGAUGGAGGAAAACGGGGAUGGGAAUGGAAAUGCGGAGCGGGCGGCCCGUAUCGAGGUCGAAACUACUUCUGCCGUCUAG